CCCCCUCGACUUCAAGCUGGUAUCACUUCUUGCAUUCAUACGGUGCCUUUAUAGCCUAUAUAACCAAUGUACCCAAGCCUACUUUAAACCAGGACGCUUCUAUAUGAGCAACACUGGGCAUUUUUCUGGGCACACGGGGAGAUUCUAGCUGGAAUAUUCUUAGCUUAGUAGAAAGGGAUGCUGCUAUCGAGUCGAGUCUUGCACUCUUUGAAGACCUCGAAAUAUCGAAAUUGCAUGGUCACUGAAUCACCAUUGGUAGACCAACAUCCACACACCCAGAACAAGUAUUAGACAUUCUAUAACUUCAAAAUGAUUAGUUCUCUUGGCUAGAUAAACGGACUUGUACGUAAUGAGUACUUGAGGUAGACUGAUGGGAGAAGACACUGUUGCAUGCAAGAUACGAUGGAAAAUAUUUAAGAAUGGAAUGAAUUGAUAAACUAAAACCUGAUAAAGCCACAUUGUGUUACAUCAGUUCCCUCUGUUUUCAGUGGCAAAUAACGUGUAGCAUUUGGUUCAGGUGAUUAGAAAAAAAACCAUUUGGCCCGCCCAGAGGCUGGACCGGAAAGACUGUUGAUCCCGAAAUGGGGUCAUCACUCAGGUCUUCGGUCUUGUGACCUCAACGGUCACAGGCCUACCGAGAAUGCUGCCCCGGUUCAGGGAGGAAACAGCUCGCUGCUGUUCAGCAGCAGUCUCCAACCCUACAAACACGAUCCCCCUCGACUUUGGGAAGUUCACGCGACCAACAGCAAACCCUCCGAAGAAAUCCCGGAUAUGAGACUCCUUUGCGUCGUAAUGAAGACCUUUGAUAAUGACAUCAAAGGUCUUCUUAUUGCGCCAGUUCUGCCCGGGUUUCACGACUCGAUCCGAGGAAUGUGCGGUAUCGGUGUUCACCGGUGAAGCGUUGCGAUUCUGCUUCUUUUUCCCGAAUGGCGACACCCACAUCUUGUUACCUCGGAACCUGAAGCCGUUCUGAUAUUUGCUCAGGAUGAGAGCAGCAUCGUCGGGAUUCAGGAAUACGAUCGCAGAAUUACCGUUCGGGGGGAAGUUCACAUUAUGAAUGUCAACAUCCGGAAAGAUCUGAGCGAUGGCUUCCUGCGUAGCCAAAUCUUUGGGAACCGGGCGUAGAAAGAACGCGCCCUUAGUCUUCGUGGCUCGGUCCUUCUUUUCGGGAAUGAUCAGGUCCAUCUCUUCAUCCGCAACCAUUUUGACGUACACGGUGCGAGAUCGGAAAUAUUCACCAUUCCAUUGCUCGGCAAACUCACGAGCGUGUUCGAGGUUCUCCAUUCGCACAAGGAUUUCCCCGGGGGCUUGUACUUCGGCGUAGACGUACUUGAGGCUUUCCUUGAUAUCCUCCUCGUCACCUUCAUAAGCGUCAGGAUCCGGAACCAAGUAAAGUUCCUGACUGUCUCCGAUCAUCGCGUUGAGGUAUUUACGCUCACUCUCUACAAGAAAGGACGAGCAGAGUAGGGUCGAAGAGGCGAUUUUUGCGUUUUCCUUCUUCUCUCGGAGAAAAGUACUGAGAUUCGGACCGUAAAUCCACUCGUUAGGAGCUGGAACGUCCUUUUCAUCGAUGAAGCGUCCUCCGCUUGCUCCUCGGUUUCGAAUUCAGCAAAGGCGUAAACGCUCUCUAAGUGGAUGUCCUUCAAGCCCUUGCAAGAUUCGAACAGUGCACGAACGGUGAUGGCCCCAAUAUUGCCAGGUAAAUUCUCGACCUUGAUGAACCUCGAAACAGAUUGUUCAGGCCCAGCUAUAGUCUCGAAGUGCGAAGCCGGAACGAGGCCAUCUUCAUGACCAAUGCCGCGACGAUCGAAAGUCGUAACGGCUUGAAUAGGUGCCGUGAUACCUUCACCGUUCUUGCCGAGGCCUUGUCCCUCUUCAUGGCCGUAUUUUGCCAUCAUCUUCUGGGCGAAGCUGAGUUUUGGUUUAGAUGGCUCAGACAUUGUUGGAAUCUGGUAUGUG
Periconia digitata is the source of this 1959-nucleotide messenger RNA. The record is from the annotation of a GenBank genome assembly. NCBI's taxonomy places the organism in Eukaryota, Fungi, Ascomycota, Dothideomycetes, Pleosporales, Periconiaceae.